AUGGAGAUGGACGAUAAGAUAAUGGAGGGGUCUGAGUGGGAGGGGGAACCUGAAAAUGUGGUUGAUGUCACCAUGGAAGGCUUAAACUCCAUCCAUACAAAACAGGCAGAGAUUUCAGCAUCUCUGCCGGAGGAGAGUGGGAUCAUUGGUCGGGUUGCAGCAGAUCUGUUUGUGCUCCUGGUGGAGAGGAGGGCUGUGGAUGCCAGGGCUGCGGUAGACGUUAGAGUGUCCUACAUGGAACUGUACCAGGAGGAGCUCAGGGACCUGCUGGAGGUCCAGACUGGAAACAAGGAGCUGCACAUCAGAGAGGAUGACAGGGGCAACACUGUGGUAGUUGUGGCAAGAGAAACUGUGAUUACCUCCGCUGAGGAGUUGCUGAGCGUCCUGGAGGCUGGCAAUGCCCUGAGGCACACUGGCCCCACUCAGAUGAACGAGUGCUCCAGCCGCUCUCACGCUAUCGUUACCCUACAGCUAAUGCAGCAUCACCACGACAAUGGCUCCCUCCGCUCCUCUAAACUCCACCUGGUGGAUCUGUCUGGGUCAGAGCGGGCUGCACGCACCGGGAACACAGGCCUGCGCCUCAAAGAGUCCGUCCACAUCAACACCGGCCUGCUGGCAUUGGGCAAUGUCAUCCGCGCACUCUCCAACCCCCAUCGCCGCCACAACCAUGUGCCGUACCGUGACGCCAAGAUCACGCGCAUCCUCCGGGACUCACUGGGCGGCUCCGCCCACACACUGAUGGUGGCCUGCGUCAGCCCUUCCCACCACAGUGUCGCAGAGACGCUGAGUGUGCUUCAGUUUGCCUCACGGGCACGCUACGUGAAGAACCAGCCUGCGUUGUGUCCUGCCAGGGCGUGUCCGGGCUGGCAGCCUGGAGAGGCUCAUGUGGGGGAGCUGGAGCAGGAGGUCCAGACUCUGAGAAAGGCACUGAGAGAGAAGGAUAAGACAGGGAGAGGGAUUGCUUUGAGUGACAGCACCAAACAGGCCACUCAGGAGGAGCGUGAUGACAGGGGGGCGGCUCUAGUGGAGGAGUCCCAGUACUGCUGCCUUGCACAGGAUGCUGCCUUCCAGAGUUCCACCCGGAGGGAUGAGUCUCAACAGAUCACCAUCCUCCAGCUCAGACGUGAGCUCAAGAACUGCCAGGAUACUCUGGCUAUAGACAAGCAGGUGUUUGACCUGAGGGAAUCUGAGCUGGAGCAGGUGCAGAGGCAGAAGGAGCAGCUGGUGGAACAGCAGCUGUUGAUAGAUCGUCUCUGUGGUGACCUCCUGACCUUCAGGAUGGGAUCCUUUAGACCCUCGCUGGACACUGGGGCUUCUGGGAAGUGCAAGGAGCGCAGAGAGAGGCGGAGUCAGACGGUGACCCUGCUGCGCCUAAAGAAGGCGGAGACACAGAGCAGGGUUAGCCUGCAGACCAGUGGCUCCAGUAAUCUGCACAAGAACAAGUCUGAGAGACGUGUGUGGCUGGAACACGAGGAGGAGCGUGCAAUGCAUAGGAGGAGGGGCCUGCAGGAGCUGGAGCUGAGGUGCAGAGAAGAGGUGCUGCAGCACCGAGAGGCCGGUGUCCAGGAGAGGAACCAGCUGCAGAUCAAGAGGCUUCGUUCCAGCCAGACUCUGAGUCAGGACUUGCUGCGCGUGUCGGCCCGUCUGGGAGAUCUGGAUGAGGAGCUUGAGGAGAGAGGAGGGGUAGAGAGGCGACUGUCCUCCUCUGCAGCAGGGCUGUGUGGAGUGUCCGCGGAGGAGCUGCUGAAGGAGAGAGAGAGCCUGCAUCGGAGGAGGGACACGCUGGACACGCAGCUGAGGGACGGCAGGGUGCUCAUGCCAGAGGAGGAGCAUGCUCUGCUGCAGUCGGAGGAGGUCUUGGAGGCUCUGGAUGCUGCAGUAGAGUUUAAGAACUAUUCCAUCCAGGAGAGACAGAGAGACCUCGGGGACACGUCGGGGACCUCGGGGGAACUCCAGCUGUCACUUCCAGAGGCCUCAGCACUGUUGGUCAAAUACUUCAACCAGGUGCUGUGUCUGCGGGAGUUGGAGCGGCGGCUGCAGCUGCACUGUGAGGAGCUGCAGCUGCAGAGUGGAGAGCAGGAGGCGGUGACCAGGGAGAUGGAGGCAGCUCUACAGCGCCUCACUCUGGACACAGACCUCCGGCUCACUGAGCAGCAUCACGAGCACCAGCACAACAUACAGAUACUAAUGCAGCAGCUCCAAGAGGGUGGCUCAGGGGACAGUGGACAAGCGGUCCAGGCUAGGCUGCAGCAGCUGGAGAGAGACCUGUCACAGCUAGUCACCGACUCCCUCCGCCCCCAGGCUCCAGACCUGCAGACCCAGGGCAGGAAGGCGGCCAGCGACGGAGCAUUGGACAGCCCCAGCCCGCAGAUUCCCAGAGUGGAGCUGGCCCCGGUCCGUCUGUCCCAUAGAGAGCUGAGGCAGAUCUCACCCUCUGCCUUCUGCAGCACUAGGAGGCACUCUACCCUGAGGGCCAGCAGAGGCUCAUUCCAGGAGGACUCCAUCGUAGUGCCCUGA
Molecule: messenger RNA, 2517 nt
Organism: Salvelinus namaycush (lake trout)
Lineage: Eukaryota; Metazoa; Chordata; Actinopteri; Salmoniformes; Salmonidae
Product: kinesin-like protein kif7
Exons: 13
Coding region: 1-2517 (838 amino acids)
Biological process (GO): mitotic spindle organization; microtubule-based movement
Molecular function (GO): ATP binding; microtubule motor activity; microtubule binding
Source: RefSeq, a predicted model, not a curated record